UCACUCCAUCCAAGGGGACCACGUUGUUCAAAACUGUUGCUCUUUGUUGCUUCGUAAGCGAAACGGCCAGUCUUUGUGCUUUUUCAAAACAGAAGGAGUCACCAAAGAUUGUUUUGGGUCUUCAAGAAUAAGGAAUCAUUGUGUCCAAACAAAUGGAAAAAAAAAAAGUUUGGAUUGUGCCGGCUCAUAUUUUCAGUAGCUGGAUUCUUGGAAGUUGUUUUCACCCUUUUCAAAGUUUGGCGAUCGUCAAAAUUAAGUUCCAUAGUCAGGCGACAGGUUCCAAAAGGAACGACUAUCAGUUUGGACCACAAAAGCAAAGUAGGGUGACCUUGCUUGAGUCCGUGAGAUAUCUUCUGCAAGUCCAUAACGUUUCCAGUGGAGAAAAUAUGUCACUUGAAACUCCAGCUUAGAUGUUGCUGGACGUAAGCUUCCUAUGGAAUCCGACUAUGAAACUAUUAGAGGAGUCUUACCAUUAUAAAGGGCUGAAGUACUUUGCUGCCCCUUCGGAGAAACAUGGCUUUAUGCAGGAUGGGAAAUGGAUUUUGUUGGUGCAUUGUUGUGGUAGAGUUGGUUUUUGUCGCCUGUAGCUGGAGACAUGGCUGCCGUUGAGAAGGCCCAGUUGUAUUUUCCGUUUUCUUUUAAUUAUUGAAAGAUAUAUUUUUUUUUUGUAAGGGAGACAAACUAAUGAAAUCUUCUAAAUAGAUACAUGAUGUCUGGCUUUUGAAGACUCAGAGAAACACCAUGUUAAUGGGAACAGAACCACGCCACCGUUCCUCGAAGGGAUGCACACAGCAGUGUUUGGUAUGGGCUGCUUCUGGGGGACGGAGAGGAAGUUCUGGCAGCAGCAGGGUGUUUACUCCACCCAGGUGGGCUUCGCUGGAGGCUUCACCCCCAACCCCACCUAUGAGGAAACCUGCACUGGUUUGACUGGUCAUGUAGAGGUGGUUCGUGUCGUCUUUGAACCAGCCAAGCUGAGCUAUGAGAAGUUGCUGAAGGUGUUCUGGGAGAACCACGACCCGACACAAGGGAUGCGGCAGGGCAACGACGUGGGAACCGAGUACCGGUCGGCCAUCUACACGCACUCUCCGGAACAGAUGAGACAGGCGUUGGAAUCGAGGGACGCGUACCAGAAGGUCUUGGCUGAGAAUGGAUUUGGGAAAAUCACCACGGAGAUCCGUGAAGGCCAAGAGUUCUACUACGCCGAGGACUACCAUCAACAGUACCUGAGCAAGAAUCCGCAAGGCUAUUGUGGACUGGGCGGCACUGGGGUCUCCUGUCCUAUAGGACUGAUGAAAUAGGAUGUCGUCCAGCCUGUGACUGGCAAGGUAUACAGGAAAUGGCCUUAGAACGAAUCACGAAACUUCAUCAAUGAUUUCUCGUUACUGAUGAAACGUACAUAUCGGGUAUUGAUGUAGAUACAUCCAUACCAGCCUAACCCUCUGCUUCCAGUGUCAUCCCUAAAAAAUACUAUGCAAUUACAGGAAUUAAAGUAAUUUUAAUUUACACUUAUAUGGGUAAAUGUGUUACUUUAGUUGUGUCCUGUGGUUUGAUUCCGUGUAUGAGUUGGCAUUGCUCAGGAAAAGGCUGGUCUUGUGAAUAUCAACACAUCUCUGUAUCCUGUGGACCCCAUAACAGGGAGAGGGGAACUUAUUAGCAACAAACUGUAAGUCUUUGUCUGGCACCAAAUUGUCAUACAUAGAUGCAACACAAUGAAUAAUAAAUUGAGCUAGAAUUAAGCACACUGAAUUUCUGUAUCUGUCCAUUACAACGCAGGCAAAAAUGCAUGACAGACAGGAUACAUGACUUGUAUUUGAAUCGAAACAUUAAAAAAGGCUAGUUGUGUAGAAAUAAAAACAACUGCUAUUUCUGAUAACUCCAGAAA
Brienomyrus brachyistius is the source of this 1882-nucleotide messenger RNA. RefSeq names its product methionine sulfoxide reductase A (gene msraa). The record is from RefSeq and is a predicted model, not a curated record. Lineage: Eukaryota; Metazoa; Chordata; Actinopteri; Osteoglossiformes; Mormyridae. Gene Ontology annotation, biological process: cellular response to oxidative stress. Gene Ontology annotation, cellular component: cytoplasm. The coding region runs from base 783 to 1298 and encodes 171 amino acids. Gene Ontology annotation, molecular function: peptide-methionine (S)-S-oxide reductase activity. The transcript has 6 exons.